AUGUCGAGUGAAAAGGAACUAGAAGACGUUAAACAAGCUGUGUCCCCAGAAAUUGAUAAACAUGAAGAAGACAAGUUGGUGAGAAAGUUGGAUUUCUACCUUAUGCCUAUUUUUUGCUUGAUUUAUUUCUUGUCCUUUUUGGAUCGUUCAAAUAUUGGGAAUGCCAGAGUUGUUGGUUUACAAGAACAGUUGGGUUUCACUGAUUCACAAUAUUCCACAGCUGUCUCCAUCUUCUAUGCUACAUAUGUUACUGUCGAAUUGCCUGGUACUUUGGCUGUUAAAAAAAUUGGUCCUCAUCGUUAUUUAACUUUUGCGCUGGUCGCUUGGAGUUUGAUUACAAUCUUUACAUGUUUUGUUAGAAGUUAUGGUUCAUUAUUAGCAACUAGAUUGUUAUUAGGUUUAUUUGAAGGUUCUGUUUUCCCUUCGCAAUCUUUAUACAUCACAAUGACUUACAAAAGAAAUGAACAAACUAAAAGAGUCGGGUACUUGUACAUUUGUUCAUGUCUUUCUGGUGCUUUUGGCGGGUUAAUCGCAACAGGUAUUACAAAGAUCAAACCAGUUGGAUCUUUCCAAAGUUGGAGUUGGCUAUAUGUUAUUGAAGGUUGUAUUUCUUUAUUAGCCGCUGUUUGGGUUUGGUUUGGUUUACCUGAUGAUCCAAAGAAAGCUAGAUUCUUGAACGAACGUGAGCAACAUUUGAUGAGUAUCAGAGCUGAGCAAACUAGACGUUAUCAAGGUAAACAAGAAUUUGAAAUGAAAGAAGUUUAUGCUGCUUGGAAAGAUCCAAAAGUUUGGUUAUCUUGUUGUAUUCAAUUUUGUUGUGAUAUUGUUCUUUAUGGAUUCUCCACUUUCUUGCCAUCAAUCUUGAAGUUACAACUAGGUUACAACUCAAUGGAAGCCCAAUAUCUAUCAGUUCCUUGUUAUGUGAUGGCUGCUAUUGGUGUCGCUGUAAUUUCUUAUUGCAGUGAUCAUUUUGGCCACAAGCAUUAUUUACUUGUUGGUGGGAAUAUGUUUGCCAUGAUUGGUUAUAUUAUUCUAUUAUCUACAACGAAAGGUGGUGCUUGUUAUUUCGCAACAUAUUUGAUCGCUAUAACUUUGUAUGGAUCUGUUGGUGUCAAUUUAACUUGGAUGAAUAUCAAUAUGGCACCUCAUUAUCGUCGUGCUGCUGCCCUUGGUACUAAUCAAAUGUUGGGUAACGUGGCAGGUGCAAUUGCGGGCCAAAUCUAUAGAAAGUCACCAUACAAAUUAGGUAAUGGUUUUUCAUUAGGUUGUGUUGUUGUUGGCUCUCUUUUAGCCACCGUCUUGAGAUUCCACUUACAAAGAGAAAACAAAAUAAAAGAACAAAUCUUGAGUGGUGAAAGAGAAGAUCAUCUUAAAGAAAGAACUGGUGAUAAAGAUUUGGAGUAUAAAUAUGUUUAUUGA
Molecule: messenger RNA, 1419 nt
Organism: Hansenula anomala
Lineage: Eukaryota; Fungi; Ascomycota; Saccharomycetes; Phaffomycetales; Wickerhamomycetaceae
Product: allantoate permease family MFS transporter
Exons: 2
Coding region: 1-1419 (472 amino acids)
Biological process (GO): transmembrane transport
Cellular component (GO): membrane
Molecular function (GO): transmembrane transporter activity
Source: RefSeq, a predicted model, not a curated record